UCUCAUUCGGCAAUGGUGCAUGGUUGGUGUUUGUUUAGUUUUAUAUUUCUAUUUCCCGAAAUGUAUAAUUCUGUAUUGCUGUGUAAUUCUCACCUUUCUUGUGAUUAACAAUUUUAGAUAUUACAUGGCAGUGUAAGAAUUUUGUAAGUUCUAUUCUACGCACCGAGUGAUCGAGUAAGACAUUAUCGAUCGAGUGUUUGCUAAAAUAACCGGCGAUUAUCAUCAAAUAAUCAUUCAGACUGCUGCUUGAAAUCCUUGAAUUGGCGUUGCACAAUGUGGUAUCGACCGGAGGGAAGACUGGCUACUUGCUAGAGGCUAUUAAAUAGGCGUUCUUCAAUCGAACGCAGUCCUAUCGUAUUUUUUCUAAGCUAGAAAAACUCCGAGGACAAACAUGUUGGGGUGGCACAAACAUAGAUGGAUCGCCUUAUGCCUACUUUUUUUGUCUCUGGGAUCACAUCUACUAUUCCUGUAUGGAUUUUUCCCGCUAAAAUACCACUCAGGAAAACUGGCCCAUAUGGAUGAUUUGCCCAACUUCAUUCAUGAAGUCAGUAUUGACGGUCAAGAAGUUUACAACCCCGGUGAGCAUACUGUGGUGCUGAUGGUGAUAGACAGCCUUCGUUAUGACUUCGUGACAGAGGAAUACAUGCCGUAUACCGCACAACUCUUGAAGAACAAGUCUGCUUGCAUUUAUGUGUCUAUCGCUGAACCACCUACGGUCACUAUGCCACGGAUUAAGUCACCGGAGAGGAAAAUCCUAAGGGCACAGUGGAGACGCACCAUAAACUUCUGGCGGAAAAUAUUCGCCAUGAUGACAGGCAGCGUUUCAACGUUCGCUGACGUGGCUCUCAACUUCGGAGCGCCCGCGGUCCGUGGGGACAGCGUGUUGCGAGUCGCUGCCUCUAGGGGCCGCCGUUCCAUCAUGUACGGCGAUGACACGUGGUUGAGGCUGUUCCCUGGCCUGUGGUCGGAGUCUGACGGGACCACUUCGUUCUACGUCACGGAUUAUACUGAAGUGGACAACAACGUCACCAGGCACUUAGACAAGGUUCUCACCCCAGACGAGAAGAACAAGCCAACGUUCGACUUCUUGGUCCUCCACUACCUAGGUCUAGACCACAUUGGUCACCUGCAAGGAGCCCGUAGCCCGCAGAUAAAGCCCAAACUGCUGGAAAUGGAUGAGGUGGUGAAGAAAAUUUUUACUGCUAUGGAGAAAUGGGAUCGCCACGGAGUCUUGUUCAUAUGUGGUGACCAUGGUAUGAGAGAUGCAGGCGGCCACGGCGGCGCCUCGCCCGCUGAAGUACUAGUGCCGCUGGUUGUAGCCAAGAGUGCCGACUUCCAGUGCCCGCACGCGCUGGGCCCAGGCCCUACCGUAGCUCAAGUGGACCUGGCGCCGACCAUCGCUUGGCUUCUAAACGCUCCGGUGCCGGGAGACAGCGCAGGCCGAGUUUUGCCAGCACUUUUACCGCGGGACACCCGUCAACAUUUGUACCUACUUCAUACGGUGGCCGCUCAUAACGCGAAGCAACCCGACUUGCCUAAGGAUACAGAAUUCUACAGGCAAUUCCAGCGUGCCGAGAAACAGUUUGCUCAAUUCUUGGCUACCGGCCAGCAAAGCGCUGCCAAGAUCGCCAAGGAGUUCUACGACGAGUCCUUGGCAGAGAUGGCCAAGCACCUCACUGAGACCACCGUGGAGUUCGACUUGUUCGCGCUAGGUGUAGCCUGCUUACUUCUAUAUGUGAUCUCAGCGACUCUGCUCGGCGUCUCCCUCUACUCUCUCCAGCCAGCUGAGCCCAAGAUCAGCGGUAUCUACUGCUACAAGCCUUCCAAAAUCGGCGUGGCCCUCGCAUUCUUGGUCCUGGCAGCAAUGAGCCUAUUCAUGCUCACCGCGUCUUGCUUCAUCUCAGAGACCAAGAGCCGGAUAUGCUCCUUCGAGCCCUGGUGGACCGUCGCCUUCGUCCUCAUAGGCCUGGUCUUCGCACUAGUAUACGUCAUCGCCAAAUCCACUAUAGAAUACACUACCGAUGCGUCAGUACUGAAAGAACUCAAUGUCAUUGACUACCUUCUGAUCGGCGGAUCACUGCUGCUUGAAAUCCUUGAAUUGGCGUUGCACAAUGUGGUAUCGACCGGAGGGAAGACUGGCUACUUGCUAGAGGCUAUUAAAUAG
Molecule: messenger RNA, 2164 nt
Organism: Ostrinia furnacalis (Asian corn borer)
Lineage: Eukaryota; Metazoa; Arthropoda; Insecta; Lepidoptera; Crambidae
Product: GPI ethanolamine phosphate transferase 2-like
Exons: 10
Coding region: 392-2164 (590 amino acids)
Biological process (GO): GPI anchor biosynthetic process
Cellular component (GO): endoplasmic reticulum membrane
Source: RefSeq, a predicted model, not a curated record